AUGGCGGGAAAAGCUAAGCAAACUAAAGGAAGACAAAAAAUAACAAUGAAGAGAAUAGAAAAUGAAGAUGACAGGCUAAUCACUUUCUCGAAGCGAAGAUCUGGAAUCUACAAAAAGGCAAGUGAACUAGUUACGCUCUGCGGUGCUGAGGUUGCCUUGCUAGUUUUUUCACCAGCAGGCAAACCUUUCUCUUUUGGCCACCCAUCUUUAGAAUCUGUAGUACGUCGUUUUCUUGGAAAAUCUUCAUCAAACGACAAUACGCAUCCUCUUGUGGAGGCUCAUAGAAGAAUGAGGAUAAACGAGCUGAACCUUCAACAUAACGAAGUGCUUAGCCAGCUUGAAGCAGAUAAACAGAGAGGAAACAUGUUGAAGAUGAUGGUGAAGGGGAAGACAAGGCAAGGUUGGUGGGAUACUCCCAUUGAUGAGCUUAACCUCCAAGAGCUUCAACAAAUGCAUGCAAAGUUAGAAGAGCUUCAUAGUAAUUUAUGCAAGAGUGUCAGUGCAGUUUCUUUUAGGAUUAAUAAUCCAUUAUUUGCCUCAGAUAUUGCAAGUGAAAAAGAAUCCUUCUCCUUCCUUCAUGGACAUGGUUAUGAGCAUAGGUACUUUUAAGUAAGUUUAUGGUUGAUCUUUUAAGGAAUAAGAGGAGAUUACUAUAACUCCAACUUUUAAAAUAGAAGUAUUUGUUGUUGUUCAAGUUUAAUAUUUCAU
Molecule: messenger RNA, 708 nt
Organism: Jatropha curcas
Lineage: Eukaryota; Viridiplantae; Streptophyta; Magnoliopsida; Malpighiales; Euphorbiaceae
Product: agamous-like MADS-box protein AGL61
Biological process (GO): positive regulation of transcription by RNA polymerase II
Molecular function (GO): protein dimerization activity; RNA polymerase II cis-regulatory region sequence-specific DNA binding; DNA-binding transcription factor activity, RNA polymerase II-specific
Source: RefSeq, a predicted model, not a curated record